CCACCCCCCACCCCACCCGGACCGGACACUUUUGCGCCCGGCCCCCUCGCCUCCUCCGUAAUCCCGCCCCGCCCGCGCAUCCGACGGCCCCCGCGGCCGCCACGUCUCCGUCGUCUUCCUCGCCCCACCCACUAUUUAUCCGCCUCCCGUCCCGUCCCGUCCCCUCCGCCCCCAUCCCCACAACCCCGCAUCGCCGCGCUAGGGUUAGGGUUUCGCGCCCCCAGCUCCGCGCCGCCCCUGCUUUCCUCCGGUGGUGGUGUGACGCGAUGGCGAUCGUCAGGACCGGCGGCGCCAGGGUCCAGCGGCUGGAGUCCGGCGGGGAGGACGGCUCCACGGAGGACGAGGAGGAGCGGUCGCCCGCCACGGCCUCGGAGGGGUCCGAGGCGGAGGGGUUCUCGGCCCAGGAGGAGAAUGGCGGCGGCCAUGAGGAGCAGGAGGCAGAGGAGGCAGAGGAGGAGGAGGACGACUCCGGGAUGGGGUCUGACGAGCUGGAGAUCACGCAGCUCGGGGAGGCGGGCGCGGAGAUGUGCCAGGUCGGGGACCAGAGCGUGGCCCUGCCCCUGGAGCUCUACGACCUCCCCGGCCUCGGCGGCGUGAUCUCACUGGACGCCUGGAACGGCCUGCUCUCCGAGGACGACCGGCUCCGCCUCGCCGCCUUCCUGCCCGACCUGGACCAGGAGACAUUCGCCCGCACGCUCGUCGAGCUCCUCAGGGGGGACAACUUCCACUUCGGGAGCCCCCUGGCCGCCCUGUUCGACCGCCUCAAGGGCGGUCUCUGCGACCCCAGGAUCGUCCUGUACCGCCGCGGCAGCCGCUUUGCGGAGCGGCGCAAGCACUACUACCAUCUGCAGAGGUACCACAAUUCGAUGGUGCUGGGCCUGUGGGACACCAAGGACUGCUGGAAGAGCUGCAACGGGUACAGCCUUGGUGAGAGGCUCAGAGCUAUGGAUGCAAUGAAGGCACAGCGGAAGCAGAAGGAACUGGGUUUGGUUGCCCGGGCUGGCUCAGAGACUGACUCAGAGAGCAGGGAGUCUGCGGAGCAGUUCUUGACACGGUCGAAGCCAGAUAAGAUGGGUCUCAACAAGGCUGGGAAGUUAGGGAAGGAAAGGUCCAAGGGCGUUCUGCGGUUGGGUGUGUCAAAAGGCGUGGGUGAGGAGUACAUUGGAGGGUCUGGUCGUGAUGCUGCAGCGGCUCUCUCUAAGCUUUCUCGUCAAGAUAAUGCUUAUGCGUAUGAUGCCGGAGUCGCGCAUAGAGGGAAGCUGCGCAGAAGCAUAGAUGGCCUUCAUUCUGAGGACCUGGGAUAUGACAGGGAUUUGCCCAGGAUCCGGUCUCAGAGACCACUGAUGAAGCCAGUGAAGAAGGAAUUGGGCACGGGCUAUGAUAUCAAUCCUUAUGGAAACAACUACCAUGAUAGCCAGACUGGUUCUUCUUACUACCAUGGCAGGAAUGCCAUUGGUAGUCAGGGAGUUACCUUAGCAGCAUCAUUUGACCCUCCGUAUUCUGAGAAUGCAAGGAGUGCAAAAUACUCGGAGAGAGAUCGGAUAUACGGUGGAAAAGCUGCCCAGAAUAAAGCUCCCAAAGUGGAAGCGAGGGAUUGGCCAGCUGGUAGCCAUGCUGAUCUCUUAAGUGACUGGCAGAGAGGGCAGCCUGAAGGCGAUUACAGGAGCAGGAAGCCUCAAGUUGGUCAUGGUGUGAAGGUUAAGUCCUACAAAAGUAUUGAGCAGCAGAUAAAUGGUGCACAUUCUGGAUCUGAUGCUAGAGGCAGGAUAUCACAGGUUAAGAUUAAUGUUAAAUCCAAUAGUCAGCAUGGUAGGAUUGGCCAGAAGGACUCCAGGAGCAAAGCUGCCCAUGUUCAGAGUGAGGAGACAGAAUCUGAUUCAUCAGAACGGUUUGAAGAUGGGGCAGAUAUGAAUCUUGUUGAAGAACAGCCAAACCUUCAAUAUUCUGAACUUCAUAUACCAGCAUAUGGUGCCAAAAAGUCAAACAAACUUAGCAAAUCAGUCAAAACAAAUUAUCCUGCCCCUACUGCAGAUUUCGAACCCUACCAGACUCAGAGCAAGCGGUCACACAGAGGAAAGGUUGCAGAGCCUGAUUAUUUACGCGACGUGCAUGUGGAGGUGGCGGAACAGAUUAGUGAAGUGAUGAGACCCCCAGCAGCAAGGAGUGAAAGAAAGCGCAAGGGAAUUGCAAACCUGGACAUGCAUGGUUAUGACAACUCUGAAUUGCAUGAUAGCAACGAGAAAGCCAAUGAAUCACUGAGGUCACCAGAGAGUGAUAGGCUGGCCAGUAGAGCAGGCUAUGCAGUCCAAGAUUCUAAUGGCGACUUUGAUGUUUCUGAAAGAGCGAACAUGCCGCUGGCAAGUUGCAGCUCUGGCUCCAAAAGGCAAAAAGGAAGAGUUGAACUUACAAGCCUGGAUGAGCAUGGCGAGUAUGCGCCAUCUGGUCCAAAGGUGGUAGAAAUCAGUGGCAGCUCGAAGAAGAAAAGUAAAAAGAAGCCAGAUACUGUUACAGAUGCAAUUACUGUAGCAGAACCAGCUCCUGUCGUGCCAGAGGUUAUUGUGGUGCCAGUAGAACCUGAGAAACCUAAGAAGAAGUAUGUACCAAUUACACCAACCAUCCAUACUGGCUUUUCUUUCUCCAUCGUGCAUCUUCUAACCGCUGUUAAGAAGGCUAUGGUUGCUCCGGCUGAGGAUACUCCAGUGGCAGCUACGGUCACUCCUGCUGAGGUUACUCCAGUGGCAGCUAUGGUCACUCCUACUGAGGUUACUCCAGUGGCAGCGAAGCAGACUGAUGGGGAGGAGAACAGAAAAUGGUUCAAUAGUGAGGAACCUGGCAAAACGCCUCAAGAGCCAAGUGCAGCAGAGCAAGCACAACCGGGCAAUGAAGUUGGAGAUACUAGUGCUGCUGAGCAGACCGCACAGAGCAAUUCGCCGGCACUAACUGUUCAAGAUCUUGUUAACCGGAUUAAAACUAAUCCUGGAGAUCCCAACAUACUUGAAACACAGGAGCCCCUGCAGGAUUUAGUUCGAGGAGUGCUCAAGGUACUGUCAUCUAGAACAGCUCCUCUAGGUGCAAAGGGCUGGAGAGCGCUAGUUGCCUAUGACAAGUCGAACAAAAGCUGGUUCUGGGUUGGUCCACUGCCUUCUGCUACCUCAUAUAGUGAUCCUAAUGAAGAAACUUCUGCUGAGGCAUGGGGUAUACCACACAAGAUGCUUGUGAAGUUGGUCGAUGCAUUUGCUAAUUGGCUGAAAAGUGGUCAGGAAACCCUUAAGCAAAUAGGAUCCCUUCCACCACCUCCAGCACCAAAUCCUGCAAACUUGGAUUUGAAGGAAAGAUUUAAGGACCUUAGGGCCCAGAAAAGUCUGAACACAAUAAGCCCAAGCUCUGACGAAGCAAGGGCAUAUUUCCAGCGUGAGGAGUUUUUGAGAUACUCAAUUCCUGAUAGAGCAUUUUGCUAUACUGCUGCUGAUGGGGAGAAAUCUAUUGUUGCUCCUUUGCGAAGGGGAGGUGGAAAGCCCACAUCAAAAGCUAGGGGACAUCCCAUGCUCUUGCCUGAUCGCCCUCCGCAUGUCACUAUUCUCUGUCUUGUAAGAGAUGCUGCUUCUAGGUUGCCUGGAAGAACUGGAACAAGAGCUGAUGUUUGCACACUUCUCAAAGAUUCACAGUACCUAAAUCAUGCAGAAUCCAAUAAAGAGGCUGCUGUUAAUCAAGUUGUCAGUGGCGCUCUUGAUCGCUUGCAUUAUGAGCGUGAUCCUUGUGUGCUGUAUGAUAAUGACAAAAAAUUGUGGACCUAUCUGCACAGGGGUAGAGAGGAGGAAGAUUUUGAGGAUGAUGGCACAUCAUCUACGAAAAAGUGGAAGAGACCAAGGAAAGAUUCAGAUCCCGCAGACCCUGGUGCAGGAAACGAUGAUCCUGAGGAUGAUGGCACCCCUAACGCAAAAAAACAAAAGAAAGCUGAUGCAGACCCUACAGCGUCAGGAGAAGACAAGGAUGGCGUUCAGGAUCCAUCUAACAGCGGGCUGGAAGGUGACCUUGAGCUUGAUGUUGUUCCAUCAUCAACAAAUGACAAAGAAACCAGCAAGCUUGUUCCUACUGAUGCAAGGCCAGAUAUUGGUAGCUUGAGACCUUCAGUAGAUGCAGCAGCAAGGGGGACAGCUGAUGCAAGGCCAGAUAUUGGUAGCUUGAGACCUUCAGUAGAUGCAGCAGCAAGGGGGACAGCUGAUGCAAGGCCAGAUAUUGGUAGCUCCAGACCUUCAGUAGAUGCAGCAGCAGCAAGGGGGACAGCUGAUGGGAAUUCAUCAAGAGCCCCAGAAAAGAAGCACAAUAUGGCACUCCCCGUGCAAUUCACCAGCAGGGAGUUUAAUAAAGGUGCAGACAGAGAGGGGUCAAAAGAAUUCAUGGAUGCAACCCCGUCAUGAAUAAUGCUUAGCAGGACAUAUAUUGGAGCACCAGAUUAGGGUAUGAAGCGGCAGCCGCCUUUAUCAGUCAGGCCUUCCCCUCAACAGAAUAUUUUGUAGCAGAAAUAGUUUUUUGGUUCUGCCCUUGUGCUUGUACAUUCUUGUCAAGAAGCAGCGGCUUUCAUAGUUUUCUUUUUGUCCUCCUAGUGGCUUUGUGCAGUUGUGGUGCAGUUCUCAUCUAAAGUUGUUAGAUCACCAAUAUAUGUUUAUGUAACUACAGUACGUUUCACUCAUAUUUGGAUACCAGCCAGCAAAUUCCAGUGCCAGUGACACUUGACCUACCGACAGUUGAGGCUUGUUUGCAACAGAGAUUUAGUCAUCAGGUUAUUAUUGUUAUUAUUAUUUUCAACAGAGAUUUCUUCAUCUUUCAACAGAUAUUUAGCCAUACAUUAUUACAAUAGAGAUUUUGUCAUCA
Molecule: messenger RNA, 4872 nt
Organism: Triticum aestivum (bread wheat)
Lineage: Eukaryota; Viridiplantae; Streptophyta; Magnoliopsida; Poales; Poaceae
Exons: 3
Coding region: 267-4418 (1383 amino acids)
Cellular component (GO): Ino80 complex
Source: RefSeq, a predicted model, not a curated record